AUGUCGUCGAUAAGCACGAGUUCUGACGACGAACGGCUCGAAAAGCCAGUCGUGGAGCGCAAGUCUGUAGGUGUGCAGAUACAGGAACCACCCGUUGAUGCGCAUUAUACUAGGCAUAAUGUGGUAGAUUAUGCCUUGUUUUUGUGUCGUGGUCGUAAAAAUAGACGACGGAUCUCGAAUUCGGACGAUGGGCGCGACCAUGAUAAAUCCAAUACUCGUCUGGUUGUGCUUGAUGAAUCCACAACACUGGAUUUUCAUGAGGAUGUUCGAACGUUGUCUGCGAGAACUCCAGCCGAAGGCGGCCCACAUGUACGCUUGGUAUUGAUGAAUCGCGAUGAAGGAACCUUCCUUGAAGACAAGAGCGAAACCCUGGAUAUGCUCCAGCAGUAUUGGAGCAUAGAUAUGGAUGAUGUGUCUUUGUUGACUUCCCACUUGGUUUCCAGCUACCAUAGCCGAAUUGUGAGAGUCGAUGGCGAUAUAUGUCUGGAUAUAAGCUACAACAUAAGAGAGGAUAUUCUAUACCUCGACCAAAACAACAUAUCAUCGCUGGAGAGUACUUUAUCAGUCAACGUGAUCAAGCCAACAGAUCUGCGAGUACAGCACGAAUACGAGUCGCUCUAUUUUCGACACAAUCUCACCACUGGACAGACAACCUAUAUAUUACCAAAUGCGAGUCGCGAAUAUCGUAGUCUACUUGAUAGUGUAGGCCGCAAGUUUUCGGAAAGGGUGUCCAGCAUGCAUCCAUUCUCCUUGCAUGCAGUCAUUCUAUUCCAGAGUCUCGCCGCACGAAGUGUGCAAAUAGACGAUCUUUACCGUCGCUUGUUGUGGAUUGAGACGCAGAUAUACCAAGGAUCGAUCUUUCAGGGGACGAAUUCCGAGAAGUUCAUACGAUACAUUCAGCUUUCCCAUAAAUUGUCUCGAACUCUUAUAACACUAGAGCAUCGAAAUGAGCGGGAUAGAUCUCAUAUCGAGAAACUUUUGGACGAUCACAAACGCCUGCGAAGGUUGAUUAAACAAUCUUCUCCCCGGCCACAAGACCACAUUGACAUGAACAUGCACGAACAUGUUCGAGACAGUCUAUUGAGUCUAAAAGACCUCGCCCACGACCAAGACCGACAAAUAGUCAAUUCGCAACGCAAGACUCAGCUUUUUAUAACUCUACUCUACAACCUCAUUACCGGCCAUGACAGUGGCAUCAAUCUGCGAAUAGCAUCGGAAACGGCCAAAGUCGCACAUGAAGCGAAGAAAGAUAGCACUUCAAUGAAAAUCAUCGCCGGAGUCACCAUGUUCUAUCUUCCGGCAACGUUUGUUUGUAGCCUUUUUGGUACAAAUUUUGUUGCACUUAAUACUAAUACUUCUGAGCCGACGUUUAUUGUGUCGAAAUUAUGGUGGGUGUAUAUUGCAUUUGCUGUUCCUUUGACGGCGGCAACGAUCAUGGGAUUUCACAUUUGGCGACGUUGGCGUCGAGAACAGGUAAUAUUAGACGACAAAUAUGAGGUUUGA
Messenger RNA from Talaromyces marneffei, 1503 nucleotides. RefSeq lists its product as uncharacterized. The record is from RefSeq and is a predicted model, not a curated record. The coding region runs from base 1 to 1503 and encodes 500 amino acids. NCBI's taxonomy places the organism in Eukaryota, Fungi, Ascomycota, Eurotiomycetes, Eurotiales, Trichocomaceae. The transcript is spliced from 4 exons.